GUGACGUAGUCGCAGCACAGACGUUCCGCAGACAGUCCUACGGCUAUGUCUUUGGGUAAAUCGAUUUCCUACCCCCACCAUCAUCCCCACCACCACCAACAACAUCAGCAGAACGCGGACACACUCCAACAGCAACGUCAGUCGAGAAACGACUAUCGUGCGACGAUAAACUCGAACAUGUCGACCGCGAAUAAUACGUGUUACCCCCCGGUGUCUUAUGAGUUACAACCCUCGCCGGCGGCUCAACGCACCCCCUCGACGGUACCCCAAAAGGACUACUCGAGACCCUUACACGUCGAUUGUAGUGUCGAGUACGAGUUACCUAACGCGGCCAAACCACCCCAAGGAGUACGUAACGAGCCGCUACUCAUGAUCCACCCCUGUUACUUCCGGAAAAUCGAGAGUCAACGUCGUAGUCCUUUCAUAAACAAUUUACCCGCAAGACCGGCGACCGCUUUGAAGAGACGUGGGGCUGCCCCUAGGGGCCAACAGCUACCCCAGCAAGUUCCAGUGCAAGCAGCCCCCUAUCCCGUUCAGUACCAGACGCAGGAACGUUCUUUGUGGGAUCCACCUCAACCCCCAAUAGCCCCCAGUCAGCCCUACUGCAAAAGGGAGGUACUGGCCUGUGCCGCCUAUACAGCCGUUACCAGUAGGGACAGUUUAUGGGAACCGGAUUGUUCCCCGGAACGACCCGAGGACAAACACAUCUUAUCCGGGAAGUAUCGGCAGUACCUGCGGGCCCACCGGUUACAUCCCUACGUGAGUUCCGCAAUAUCCACGUUUCCGCAUCAGAUUCAGCAAGUGUGUUACAACGUGUGAUCGCUGUGAUAAAGUAAAAAAAUUGAUGGAAAAAAUGAUGAUGAUGAUGAUGAUGAUGAUUAUAGUUUCCGGAAGUGCGUUUCCGGACACCCUUCUUGUGAUAAUAGUGUGUAAUUGUGCGCAAGCGUCCCGAGGCCCGGGCGUGGUAUAUUGUAGUGAUCCAUAUGAUACGACAUCAGCUGUGCAUGUGUUUAUCCCCCCAGACGCUAUAUUGUAAUAAUUAAUUUUUUUUAAAUAAUUGGAUUAGUAGUGUGGUCUCUCAGUACACAUCGAUCAUGUAAGUAUUUGCGACAAGUUAACCGGGUUCUUUUUCUGUUCUUUUUUUUUGUUUGGUAGAGAUUAAAGACUGUACCGCCAGUACACUUUGAUUCCCUGAUAUAUAGAAAUGUAGCUUUAAUUAAACGGACUCCCGAAAGUGCUUGAGAAUUUUAGGUAGUUAGUGUUAAUAUUGCGAGUGGGGCAGCCGGAAAGGCAGAACUAAACUAAUCUAAUUUUAACACUUAAAGAAAUCUUACUUAGGCAAACGUCAGUCGCGUACAAUUAAAUUAUGCAUCAUAAUUUGAAAGAGUGUUCAUAAUGUUUGGUACAAUUUACCGUAAAAUAAAAAAAACGCAAGAAUCAAAAAAAUUAAACAUGUGUCACUUGAAGCAUCAGAAGUUUAUAACAAUUUUCAAAAUUAGCCUGUGAAUGGCCAAAGACCCUUACACAUUACAUAUCUACUGACUACAGGAUGGUACUAGAAGAUGUUUUUUUAAAUAUUAGAUUUGAUGAUGCUUAAUUCUUUAGGUAAAACAUGUUUAAUUCAUUUAAUUAUACAAGGAGUUACAGAAUAAGGUGCUGAUCCUGUUUUAAGGUGAUUUUAAGAAGAAAAGUUCAAAUGAAGCUUAACCCCUUAACUUUUGACCUAUAGGGUGUUAAAAUCUUAAGAAAAAAAUCCUUUAUUAACUUCCUAGAUAUGUUUAUGAAAUUUAGUAUAGACCCUCUAAGUAUAAAUAGUCAUUUUCUGAUGGAGAAUAAAGACUAUUUUUAUAAUCCCCAUUCAUUUUAGGGCAAAUUUAAUUUUUUGACUAUUUUUCGUCCGACAUGCAAUUACCCCGGAAAAAAAAUAAAAACAUUUUUAUGCAUGGUCAAUUUAUUAGAAAAAAAAAUUAUUUAUUUUAUAAGCAUAUUAUAUAAAAACAUAAGAAUAUGUACAUUAUUUUACCAGUACAGUAUAACAACUCUAUUUCUCUAGAUACUUUCAUACAGGGUCUCCUAAAUUUGGUUCUAAGGGAGACAAUUUUCAACACUCUUUACUUUAAAAACCUUUAUUGGUUAAAAUUACCUAAGAAUUAACACCCUUAAGCAUCAACCUCUUAUUCUGUAACACCCUGUAUAGUUUUAAUAAAUUAUGCAUCAUAAACCUAUUUUUUAAAAAUCACUUCCCUAAAUUUGGACUUAAGGGGCCUUGUAUUGGGAUAAAAUGGUUUGUUUAUGACCGCUUCUCCUUGGAAUUUAUGUUCUUAUUUCACAAAAUGGUUCAAUAGUAAAUAUUUUGGUUAAAAAAGACAAAUUUAGGCAUUUAUAGAUGCGAUCUCUAAUUAGGCUUAAACUCGAAACAUGGACUUGAAUUUAAAGCAAAAAGGGAUCAAGUCCAUUUAAGUUAUGCAUACAAAAUUUCCGGACUAUAUUUUUUUUGAGUCUUAACACCAAAAUUUUAUUCACAAUUUUAAAAAUAGUUUUAACGUUAAAAGACAGUCAAAAGUUUUUGUUUUUUAGUCGCUCUUUUCAAAUUUUUAUUAUACUAAAGCAGAUGAAGGUCAACAGAAGCUCAAUAUAUAAAUUAAAAAAAAAUUAAAGUAAUCGAAAAUCAAUUUGAAGUAUCUGAAUCUAAUAUUACAAUUAUUAUUAAUUAAAAAAUCUUUUUAAGUUUUUUUUUUAAUUUUAAAAUUAAACUUUUUUAAAAAUAUACCACAGUAUAAUUAUUGUAAUUUAACCCUAAGGUUAAUAAAUUAAUUUUUUAUUUCGGUCUUAUUCUCUUGGAUAUCUUAUACUUUGACAAAAAAAUUAUUUUUUAAAAUAAAUUAUUAAAAAGAAUGCCCAAAAAUGUGAAAAAAACACAAGAUUUGAAAU
Anthonomus grandis grandis is the source of this 2931-nucleotide messenger RNA. RefSeq lists its product as uncharacterized. The record is from RefSeq and is a predicted model, not a curated record. Lineage: Eukaryota; Metazoa; Arthropoda; Insecta; Coleoptera; Curculionidae. Bases 46 to 819 code for a protein of 257 amino acids. The transcript has a single exon.